AUGCCGAGAGAAAAUCGGAAAAGAGGAAAAAAGCAUAGGAAGAAGCCUGAGGAGGAGCAAAAUGCCGAACACCACGAGCAUGAACAGGCUGGACAGGAUCUCGAGCCUCAUGCGGGGGUUUCAUGGAUGGUCUCAGUUGAUGACCGCUCGGACUUCAAUCCAGAGGCACCGUUUGGAUAUGUCGAUGCAGAGGUCAAGGCAUAUUUCCGCACGGUAGAUUUGCAAAUCCGAGACUGGCAGGAACAGGGGAUGGCGGGGACCGAGGGAGACGGAGAUACUGAUCCAAACGAGGAUCGUCGUCUAUUCUUCGUUGCUGCCCUCACCGAAAUGUCGGGCAAGGAGAAACAGCUUGCCACGGACCCCGAUUGCUCGUCGAUUGUAGAGCGAAUGUCAUACUCUAUGGACGAUUUUAUCCGACGUGUUUUUAUGGAUAGACUUAGCGGAUCAUUUGAGCAGUUGUCGAAACAUAGGUUCGCUUCUCAUGUAUGCCAGACGUUGUUCGGUGUUGCUAGUGAGACCAUAUCACGGGAGACUCGCGGAAUUUUUCCUACCGCGGCAGAGACGUCAGAUGAAGGCGAAUUAAGAACAUUGAUGCAACUUGUUUUGGAUGCAUGCGAGGAAUUACUUCCGACGCUUUCGUCUCUCAUCGUGGACCCAUUUGCAUCUCAUGUAAUUCGCGCACUUCUCCUUCUCCUGGUACCCGAUUGUUUCCCCUCGAUGGACGGUCCAGGACACAGCGGUUCUUCUGUGCGCUCCAAACGGAGUGUAGCUUACAAGGCCAAGCAAGGUUCAAUGAAGUCAGUGUUCUCUGAGCAUGAAGGACAAACAAGUCACGAACCUGUGAAAGAUGCACCUGAGGAAUUUCGUGACGUUGCUAAGAAAUUUGUUGUGGCCCUGCGUGAAAAUCUUGAUGAGAACGAAGUACGAGCGUUAGCUGCCGACAAGGUCGCAAGCCCUGUUUUGCAGAUGUUCUUGGAAGUCGAAUCAGGAUGUGGCAUGUCCGACAUACCGGGUUCGCUCAUGGAUAGGACACUCGUUGGGCUCAUCACAUUAACGCAUGAGGACCCGUCCGCCUCUCCGGAGGCUUCUGACUAUUUGACUACCCUCCUGCGCGAUCCUACCUCCUCUCAUCUCUUAGAGACACUUGUGCGGCGAUCACCGGACAAAGUCUUCAAUAUCCUUUGGCCUACUUACUUCUCAGGUAAACUCUCAAGACUAGCAGUUCAUCCGGUGGCGAAUUUCGUCGUGGCGAGAGCAAUAGAACGGGCUACUGUAGAACAGCUGGGCGAGAUCUGUCAUGAACUCGAAGGCGUGGCCGAGAAAAUCAUCAAAGCUUCCCGGACGGGUGUACUUCGAGCACUGGUGGAUAGGGCUGCAGGACUAAAGACUCACGAAGAAGAGGUCGUGGAAGUUAUCUGUGCGGCUCUCGAGCUCAAAGAACAGGAAGAAAGAAGGCUCGUGGUCCCUUGUAUCUUGUACCUCAAGGGUUCUAGAGACUAUCAAGCGGCGGCGGCAAAAGCUGGACAAGCAACUAAGCCUGAGGCUGAGACUCAAAGUCGUUGGCAAAGAGGGAAGAUUGACGCCAAUCAGGAUUCGUUGGAGCCCAAAACACAGGGUGCGGUGCUGUUACAAUCGUUGUUGCGUCUCUCCGCACCGCAUAACCAGAUCGUGGUGGACAGCAUCCAAGCCCUCAGGAUUGACCAGUUGAUUGAGAUGGCACAUCACGUCACAAGUUCCCGUGUACUUGACGUACUACUAGAUUCGCCCACAGUGCCCACCAAAGCUAAACGCAGUUUUGUGUUGACGUUCAUGGGACACUUCCCGACCUUGGUAGACGACCGCAUAGGUAGCCGAAUCGGUGCGCGCCUUUGGGCGUUUGCCGAUCCAUACCUGAAAGAGAAGAUAGCUCGCUCUAUCAUACCUCACGAACAUCACUUGGCUGGAUCCUUCUUUGGGAAGUUCUUCGUUCGGAGCUUGAGCCUGCACUUGCUUCAACGUAACCCCGAACAAUGGAAGGAUUUGCAAUCUGCCACCAAGCAGACGUCCUCUCAGACAUCCCAACAAAAGACGCGCGUGCUACCUCCAACAUCCAUAGCAUCAGUAGCUCCGGAAGUAUCAGCGGUCUCCAUUACGGAAGAGCGCAGUGCAAACGCAGACAAGCGGGAGAAGCGAAACCGCAAGGCGCGUUCCAAAGACGAGAUUGAUGAAUUAUUUGAUACGACGCUUGGGAAUAAGACCAGAAAGAGCCUAGUUACGACUGCAACUGUAAAGAACAAGACAGACGAGACAGACAGCGUGGGGUAUGCAGGACAUGGCGAAAGCAAGAAGAGGAAACACACUCUGGAGGACUCUGCAGAUCAGGAUCUCAAAAAUAUCAUGGGUGCCAUCCGCGCCGCACCCAAGGAUGACGGAGAGCGGAAAAAGAAGAAACGAAGAGGUUGA
Fibroporia radiculosa is the source of this 2442-nucleotide messenger RNA. RefSeq lists its product as uncharacterized. The transcript is spliced from 12 exons. NCBI's taxonomy places the organism in Eukaryota, Fungi, Basidiomycota, Agaricomycetes, Polyporales, Fibroporiaceae. Gene Ontology annotation, molecular function: RNA binding. Gene Ontology annotation, cellular component: 90S preribosome; nucleolus; preribosome, small subunit precursor. Gene Ontology annotation, biological process: endonucleolytic cleavage in ITS1 to separate SSU-rRNA from 5.8S rRNA and LSU-rRNA from tricistronic rRNA transcript (SSU-rRNA, 5.8S rRNA, LSU-rRNA); endonucleolytic cleavage in 5'-ETS of tricistronic rRNA transcript (SSU-rRNA, 5.8S rRNA, LSU-rRNA); ribosomal small subunit export from nucleus. The record is from RefSeq and is a predicted model, not a curated record. Bases 1 to 2442 code for a protein of 813 amino acids.